This is a messenger RNA of Batrachochytrium dendrobatidis JAM81, 1107 nucleotides long. RefSeq lists its product as uncharacterized. NCBI's taxonomy places the organism in Eukaryota, Fungi, Chytridiomycota, Chytridiomycetes, Rhizophydiales. The record is from RefSeq and is a predicted model, not a curated record. The annotation marks the transcript as partial. The transcript has a single exon. Gene Ontology annotation, molecular function: metalloendopeptidase activity; zinc ion binding.
AAACUGAUCCAGGCUGUUGAUUUCGCCCAUCGUGCAACAUACAAGGCUAUCCAAGUUCCUGGUUUCAAUCCCAAUGACGGUGGGUUUUCAGACAUCAAAGAUCCAGAAUACAAACCAUCGUCGCCCAACGGAUGGACAAACGGAACUGCCACUCAGGGUAACAACGUUAAUGCUGUCGACUUUACAAAAUCACCGCCAGCUCCAGGAACCGGCAUUGAUGGUGUGUUUGACACUAAAUUCAAUCCAGAAGCUGAUCCCAACGAUCCAGACAACAUGCAGGCAGCUGCUGUAAAUUUGUUUUAUAUUGGCAACCUGAUGCACGAUAUCACAUACCAGUAUGGUUUCACCGAGGCUGCAGGUAAUUUCCAAAAUGACAACUUUGAAAAGGGCGGUAAAGGCGGUGAUGCUAUCAGUAUUAGCAUUCUGGACUCGUCGAGUGUCAACGAUGCUGUAUUCCUGACACCUUCUGAUGGCCAGCCUGGUAAAAUGAAAAUGUUCCGAUUUACCCGCGUCAAGCCUAACCGCAGUGGUGGUUUGGACAAUCAAGUUCCUUUGCACGAAUAUGGUCAUGGUGUUUCGACUCGUUUGACAGGUGGAUCUUUGGCGCCUUUGUGCAUGUCGGGCCAUGAAACUAGAGGUAUGAGCGAAGGUUGGUCCGACAUAUUUGCCAUGAUCGUGACUGCCAAAGAAUCCGACAAAGCCGACACGCCAGUUAUCCUUGGAGCGUAUGUUAUUAAUAAACCCGAAGGUAUUCGCUCGCAUCCUUACACUACGGACAUGAAAAUCAACCCUUUGACAUAUGGCGACCUUAAAACCCGCACAGAGCUGCACGAGGCUGGUGAGGUGUGGGCAGCCAUGCUUUGGGAAGUUUACUGGAACUUGGUCACCAAGAGUGGAUUUUCUACCAAUCUCUACGAUGCCAAGGGCAAGGCUGGCAACAUUGUUGCUAUGCAGAAUGUGAUGGGUGGAUUGAUGCAUCAGCCAUGCAGUCCUAGCUUGGUCAAUGCUCGUGAUGCCAUUAUUGCGUCCGAUGCAGCCUAUUAUAAUGGGGCCAACAAGUGCGAGAUUUGGAAGGGAUUCGCCAAACGUGGUCUGGGAGUAAAUGCA